Ricinus communis (castor bean) is the source of this 3650-nucleotide messenger RNA. Its product is annotated as scarecrow-like protein 27. Bases 862 to 3192 code for a protein of 776 amino acids. Gene Ontology annotation, molecular function: sequence-specific DNA binding; DNA-binding transcription factor activity. The transcript has a single exon. Gene Ontology annotation, biological process: regulation of DNA-templated transcription. Gene Ontology annotation, cellular component: nucleus. NCBI's taxonomy places the organism in Eukaryota, Viridiplantae, Streptophyta, Magnoliopsida, Malpighiales, Euphorbiaceae. The record is from RefSeq and is a predicted model, not a curated record.
CUUUAAAAGGAAAAUUAAAAUUAAGAGAGAGACAAUACAGUAUUACCACUGUGGAGGGUGCGACAGAAACCCAGAAGUAUAUAGAGAGAGAGGGAGGGAGGGAGAGAGAGAGAUGGGUACAGGAUACAGAAUUAAAGUCCAUAUAAUAAAUAAAAAAACUGUAAGAAAAGAAAACAAUUGUAUAGUAGAGAGAAGAGAUAGAUAGGAACUAAAAAGAGAGAGACAGAGAGAGAGAGAGAGAGGGAACACUUUAUUGCCUUUUUCAUGAUGCACGCAUCCAUGGCAGAACAGAGAAGGGUACAGAGUACUGCAGCUGCUGCAACGACACAAGGGUAGAAGAAAAGAGAGCCAAGAACAUCAAAAAUCAACAGCAACAACAAGAAGAAAAAGAAAAGAGAGAAAAAAAGACUAAUUCUUGAAAAGAAAAGAGAGAUGGAGCUGCAAUGGAGUUGGAGAGAGGAGAUGUAGAUAACAUGGAACUCAAAAAGAAGAGGAAGAAUAAGGUGAAGAGCAAUUUAAAUAGGUGUUUUUUUGAAAUGGGUUUCUUUUUCUUCUUUUUUCUUUAAGAAGAAGAAGAAGAAGAAGAAGAGGACGAGGACGAGGAGCGAGAUUUAUGGCAUGCAAGGAGCGAUGGUGGGUUUAAAAUUAAUCUCUCAGAUAAAAGAACAAGAAAGUUCCUUUAAGUUCUUUUCUUUUUCUAAAUCUAAGCAAAAAAAUAACCCACUUGAGCUAACCUAACCCAUUCCUUCACUUCACUUCACUUCACUUCACUUGCACAAAUCUUGGCCUUUUUGUUCUCCUCUCCUUUUGAUCUCUAAACAAGAAAAAAAGAAAGAAAGAGUACUUAGCUUCUUGGCAUACAUGAGUGGGAUGCCCUUUCAUUUGCAGGGGAAGGGGGGCUUAGAUAUUGUUGAUAUUGCUACUUUUGCUUCCAUUUGUGCUCAGCAAGAAACUUGGAAACAGAAGCAACAGCUACAACAACAAGAAGUUAAUAGCUUUGCAAGCACAGAACCCACUUCAGUUCUUCAUAUGAGAAGAAGUCCUAGUCCACCUACAUCAGCUUCAACUCUCUCCUCAUCCUUCAACAACGGCGGUGGGGGCGGUAACUCCACCGACAACACCACCACUACGGCCACAGAAAAAGUGGUGAAUCCCUUAAAUAAUGAAAGAAAGGAUGAAUGGGCUACAGAGUUGCAACCAAUCCCAAGUGGGCUAGAGAUUUCCGCAGGUGAAAGAUGUGGGGUUGGCUUGGAGGAUUGGGAGAAUAUGUUCUCUGAGCCAAACCAAGAACAGUCUUUGUUGAGGUGGAUCGCUGGGGAUGUGGAUGAAUCUUUUGGGUUAAGGCAGCUGUUGCAGGGCGGAAACAAUCCGGGUGAGUUUGAUGGCAAUGGUACUGCUGGGUUAGGGAUUGUAGAUCAUGCACCUGGGUUUGAGGCAAUGACUGCAAUAGCAAGUGGAGUUUCAAGCAUUGCUACAAAUUUGUCUAGUUUUCCUACUUCUGGGUAUAGUUCAAUAACCAGUGGUAGCAACAAUGGGAAUGGAAAGCUUGGGUCUUGUUUAGUCUCUCCACCUUCUUCUUCUUUUACUUCUGGGUCGGUUAAUUUUAUAAGUGUUGGAUUGGGAAGCAACAGUAGCAGUAACUGUAGCAUACAAAAUCCAAUUUUUGGUUCUUCACCUAGCAGUGUUUCUCUUCCGGGUGCUUUACCUCCUGGUAUGGUUUAUCAUCAUAAUCUGCAACAUCAAAUUGAAGCACCUGAAGAAAAGCCACAGAUUUUAAAUCCACAGGUGCUGAUGAAUCAGCAGCAAUCUCAAAAUUCAAACUUUUUCUUGCCAUUGCCUUUUCCUCAGCAAGAAAAUCAUCUCCUUCAACCCCAAACCAAGAGGCAUAACUCUGGUGGGAUGGACCCAAUGCCUCAGAUGAUAUCAAAGCUCCCAUUUUCUGAUCCUGGUUAUGAGUUAUUGCUAAGAAAACAACAGCAUAUGGGUUUUCAACAAGGGGUUCAUUUUCUUCAUCCACAUCUUCAACAGAAGCCAUUGGUGGUAAAGAAGGAAGUAGGAGGAGGACACCAACAGCAACAGCAGGCACAGCACCAGCAUGCGUUGUUAGACCAGCUCUACAAGGCUGCUGAACUGGUAGGGACUGGGAAUUUCUCACACGCGCAAGGGAUAUUGGCGCGGCUCAAUCAACAGCUCUCCCCAAUUGGAAAGCCUCUCCACAGGGCAGCUUUCUACUUCAAGGAGGCUCUCCAAUUGCUCCUUCUCAUGAAUAAUAACCCAGUCACUUCCCUGCCGCCUAGGAGCCCGACUCCGUUUGAUGUCAUCUUCAAACUGGGUGCUUACAAAGUCUUCUCUGAAGUCUCUCCAUUAAUCCAAUUUGUUAACUUCACUUGCAAUCAGGCCCUCCUUGAAGCCCUUAGUGAAGCUGAUAGAAUCCAUAUAAUUGACUUUGAUAUUGGUUUUGGUGCGCAGUGGGCUUCUUUUAUGCAGGAACUUCCGCGAAAUAGAGGUGCCCCAUCAUUGAAAAUUACAGCCUUUGCCUCUCCGUCAACUCACCACCCUGUUGAGGUUCUCCUUAUGCGCGAAAACUUAACCCAGUUUGCUAAUGAGAUUGGCAUAAGUUUUGAACUUGAUGUUAUUAACUUUGAUUCUUUGGAACAAAGCUGUUAUUCUCUUCCCAUUUUUCGAUCAAAAGAAAAUGAGGCUAUUGCAGUGCAUUUUCCUGUUUGGUCUGCCUCGAAUCAACCGGCUGCAUUACCCUCUCUACUACGCUUUGUGAAGCAGCUUUCGCCAAAGAUUGUCGUGUCCUUGGAUCGAGGGGACAGAACUGACCUUCCAUUCCCACAACAUAUCCUCCAUGCUCUCCAAUCUCAUAUACUCCUAUUGGAAUCACUGGAUGCUGUUAAUGUGGCUUCUGAUGCUGUGAACAAGAUUGAGAAGUUCCUACUCCAGCCAAGGAUUGAGAGUACUGUGUUGGGGCGGCUCCGAGCUCCAGACAAAAUGCCUACUUGGAAGACGAUAUUUGCUUCUGCUGGGUUCUCUCCUGUGACUUUCAGUAACUUCACUGAAACUCAAGCAGAGUGUGUGGUAAAGAGGACUCCAGUUAGGGGAUUUCAUGUAGAGAAGCGCCAAGCUUCGCUUGUUCUUUGUUGGCAGCGUCGAGACCUUAUCUCAGCUUCAGCUUGGAGGUGCUGAGGAGUGGCAAUUUGACUAGCAGGGGUGGUUGGUUCUCAGUCAACUCACAGUUUAUCAAAGGUUCCAACUUAAUCUAAUGUGGUAUUAUAUCAAUAAAAAAACUUUGAAUUGUCGUUGAUGAUGCCUCCUUUGGGACUUAAUAUUAAUUGUCUAGCUUGUGAGUCGCCUCUGCUUGUUGUCUAUCUAGUCCAAGUAGAACAAAACAUCUAACUGCAAAGUCUAUUAGGGAAUUUAUUUGUUUUGAAAUGGUUAUUGCUGGUAUUGUAUUUGAUGUUGUUUCUGGUAAGAAGGGUGCUUUUUGUGUUGGUUAAGGAAAUCUUAUUUUGUUGUAUACUUAACAACGAAUGGAAACUAGUGGAAACCAGAGUUUCAUUCUCUUUUUAUGUGCACUCUGUAUAAACUUUUACCAUUAAUGCCAGUUUGAUAUGUAAAGUGUUGACUCUUCUCAUUUUCCUUCA